AUGAUGACUAUGCUUCCGUGUCUCCUUUUUCUUGCUGGACUCCCUGCAGUCCUCGCCCACGUAGGAGGCCAUUGCCCGCCAGCAGGCCCGGUCCUACCGCCGCCGGAACUAUCUGCAAGACUCGACCUGUCCAAACUCGAUUCUCAGCUCGACAGUAUCGUGAGAAACGCCUCGAGGUCCUUCAAUGCCACCGAAAACUCAUUCUCUAUACUACUUACUUCCAGAAAUGCCACUGUAUACCAGUACCAUCACACGGCUGCGGUCCGGGACCCGUCCGGCGUCAAGAAGGUGGAUGGCGAUACAGUAUAUCGGCUCUGUAGCGUUACGAAAUUGUUCAAUGUGUUGACGGUGUUGUUGAAUGCGGGGGAUCUUUUGGACACGUGUAUUACCAAGUAUGUUCCCGAAUUGGCGGGAGACCAAGUGUACGAGGGUAUUACGUUGAGGAUGCUGAGCAGCCAGGUGUCUGGGUUACCGAGAAGUGGUGAUGCAUUUGACCUGGCCAGUACAGACGCCAAGAGCUGGGAAGAUGACGGCUUUCCGGUUCCCCCCAAGGGGGAUAUGCCACCGUGCGACGUGGUCGGAGGAGAAGUGUGUAAUCGUGCUCAGUUCUUUGAGAAUCUCAAGAGCAACCAGUUGAUUUGGCUGCCCGGGGCCAAGACGGCGUAUUCGAACCAGGCGUACACCCUUCUGGGGAUGGCUAUGCAGAAUAUAACGGGAAAGACAUUCGCUCAACUCCUACGGGAUAGCGUCACGACGCCCCUUGGCAUGUCACUCACUGGGCUGAACACGCCCGAUAAUUCACGGGGCAUCAUUCCGAAUGGGGCAGGCAAAGUCCUUUGGGACCAGGACAUGGGGAAUUACAAUGCGACCGCCGGCCUUUUCUCGACUCCCAAUGAGCUGGGCAAGUUUGUCCGCGGCAUCAUGAACCACGAGCUUCUGUCUGCCGCGAACACAAGAGAGUGGAUGCGCCCAGCUAGCUUCGCUGGCUCAUACUCCAUGUCUGUUGGCGCGCCAUGGGAAAUCUUCCGCGUUGCCCAUCUCACGCCUGAUCAGCGACCCAUUGACAUCUACACCAAGUCGGGUAGCAUGCCCGGCUGGGGGACAUACGUAUUUUUUGUCCCCGACUACAAUGUCGGAGGCGCCAUUGCUGUUUCUGGAGAUGAUGGAGAUGCGGCUAGUUUGGCACUGCUUGAUAUGGUUGCCGCUACAUUCGUUCCGGCUGUCGACUCUCUUGCACGACAGCAAGCCAAAGCAGCUUACACGGGACAAUAUGGUGCAUCGUCCAACGACAAUAAACCCAUGAAUGAAACAGCCCAUCUCGAGCUAGUCAUUGACCAGGGGCCGGGAUUGAAGGUCAAGUCAUGGUUCAACAACGGAAAAUCCAUAAUCAAGGCCAUCGCAGAUCACAAGGGAGUCAAGCCGGAGGGGACGGAUCUUCGACUUUACCCAAUUGGUGAGAAUAACAGAUGGCAACUGAGCGUUGAGACGCUGAAGCGACGGGUUGACGUAGCUAGGAAGCCGAGUGACGCUUGUUCGAAUUGGUUUCAAACCGAUUCCAUGCGCUGGGCGACGCUGCCGGUUGAUGAGUUCGACUUUGAGGUCACCAAUGGACGGGUAGUUGGGGUUCGGAACCUGGGCUUGAGAGCAAAUCUCAGCAAGAUCCACUAG
This is a messenger RNA of Metarhizium brunneum ARSEF 3297, 1668 nucleotides long. RefSeq lists its product as uncharacterized. NCBI's taxonomy places the organism in Eukaryota, Fungi, Ascomycota, Sordariomycetes, Hypocreales, Clavicipitaceae. The record is from RefSeq and is a predicted model, not a curated record.